Nomascus leucogenys (northern white-cheeked gibbon) is the source of this 2168-nucleotide messenger RNA. RefSeq names its product serpin family B member 2 (gene SERPINB2). Gene Ontology annotation, biological process: negative regulation of endopeptidase activity; negative regulation of apoptotic process. Gene Ontology annotation, molecular function: serine-type endopeptidase inhibitor activity. The transcript has 9 exons. Lineage: Eukaryota; Metazoa; Chordata; Mammalia; Primates; Hylobatidae. The coding region runs from base 336 to 1583 and encodes 415 amino acids. The record is from RefSeq and is a predicted model, not a curated record.
GUAACAACUCUCAGAGAGGAGCAUUGCCCGUCAGACAGCAACUCAGAGACUAACCAGAGAACAACCAGCAUUUCUUGCACUACAACUUGCUUAAGCUCUUACACUUCAUAGUGAAGCUAUGCAUCACCGAGUGAAGCAAUGUGGAACACUGGAAAGAGUGGGCUUCCUUAGACAGACCUGGGCUUGAAUCCCUGCUCCGCUACCUACCAGCUGUGUGACCUUAUACAAGUUACUUAAUGUUUCUGGGCAUCAGGAUAUAAUCUAUAAAAUAGGGAGAAUCACCUCUACCUCAUACAGAUUCUGUAAAGAUUAAAUGAGGAGAGGAGAUUGAAACAAUGGAGGACCUUUGUGUGGCAAACACACUCUUUGCCCUCAAUUUAUUCAAGCAUCUGGCAAAAGCAAGCCCCACCCAGAACCUCUUCCUCUCCCCAUGGAGCAUCUCGUCCACCAUGGCCAUGGCCUACAUGGGCUCCAGGGGCAGCACCGAAGACCAGAUGGCCAAGGUGCUUCAGUUUAAUGAAGUGGGAGCCAAUGCAGUUACCCCCAUGACUCCAGAGAACUUUACCAGCUGUGGGUUCAUGCAGCAGAUCCAGAAGGGUACUUAUCCUGAUGCGAUUUUGCAGGCACAAGCUGCAGAUAAAAUCCAUUCAUCCUUCCGCUCUCUCAGCUCUGCAAUCAAUGCAUCCACAGGGGAUUAUUUAUUGGAAAGUGUCAAUAAGCUGUUUGGUGAGAAGUCUGCGAGCUUCAGGGAAGAAUAUAUUCGACUCUGUCAGAAAUAUUACUCCUCAGAACCCCAGGCAGUAGACUUCCUAGAAUGUGCAGAAGAAGCCAGAAAAAAGAUUAAUUCCUGGGUCAAGACUCAAACCAAAGGCAAAAUCCCAAACUUGUUACCUGAAGGUUCUGUAGAUGGGGAUACCAGGAUGGUCCUGGUGAAUGCUGUCUACUUCAAAGGAAAGUGGAAAACUCCAUUUGAGAAGAAACUAAAUGGGCUUUAUCCUUUCCGUGUAAACUCGACUCAGCGCACAGCUGUACAGAUGAUGUACUUGCGUGAAAAGCUAAACAUUGGAUAUAUAGAAGACCUAAAGGCUCAGAUUCUAGAACUCCCAUAUGCUGGAGAUGUUAGCAUGUUCCUGUUGCUUCCAGAUGAAAUUGCCGAUGUGUCCACUGGCUUGGAGCUGCUGGAAAGUGAAAUAACCUAUGACAAACUCAGCAAGUGGACCAGCAAAGACAAAAUGGCUGAAGAUGAUGUUGAGGUAUACAUACCCCAGUUCAAAUUAGAAGAGCAUUAUGAACUCAAAUCCAUUCUGAGAAGCAUGGGCAUGGAGGAUGCCUUCAACAAGGGACAGGCCAAUUUCUCAGGGAUGUCGGAGAGGAAUGACCUGUUUCUUUCUGAAGUGUUCCACCAAGCCAUGGUGGAUGUGAAUGAGGAGGGCACUGAAGCAGCCGCUGGUACAGGAGGUGUUAUGACAGGGAGAACAGGUCAUGGAGGCCCACAGUUUGUGGCAGAUCAUCCUUUUCUUUUCCUUAUUAUGCAUAAAAUAACCAAGUGCAUUUUAUUUUUUGGCAGAUUUUCCUCACCCUAAAACUAAGCGUGCUGUUUCUGCAAAAGAUUUUUGUAGAUGAGCUGUGUGCCUCAGAAUUGCUAUUUCAAAUUGCCAAAAAUUUAGAGAUGUUUUCUACGUAUUUCUGUUUUUCUGAACAACUUCUGCUACACAAUAAAUAAAAACACGGAAAUAAUUAGACAAUUGUCUAUUAUAACAUGACAACCCUAUUAAUCAUUUGGUCUUCUAAAAUGGGAUCAUGCCCAUUUAGAUUUUCCUUACUAUCAGUUUAUUUUUAUAACAUUAACUUUUACUUUGUUAUUUAUUAUUUUAUAUAAUGGUGAGUUUUUAAAUUAUUGCUCACUGUCUAUUUAAUGUAGCUAAUAAAGCUAUAGAAACAGAUGAUCAGUUAAUUUCCUAUCUAAAAAAUGCCUUUACUUGUUCUCAUAAUGAAGAAUAAGUAGGUAUCCCUCCAUGCCCUUCUAUAAUAAAUAUCUGGAAAAAAAAUUAAACAAUAGGCAAAUAUAUGUUAUGUGCAUUUCUAGCAAUACAUACCACAUAUAUAUGUCUGUAUCUUAUAUUCAAUUGCAAGUAUAUAAUAAAUAAACCUGCUUCCAAACAACAAUA